GACACGCGCAAUGAUAGCCGGAAGCAUCGAUAGGGUGAGAAUAUAAUUCGGUGAAAUUCAGUGUAGUUCGUAAAUGCAAAGCUUUCACUGUCUGCCUUUUUCACGAAAGUUAGCUCGAUAAAAUACAGACCUCUCGACGUGGCGGUGGAGGAAAUGCUGUGGAGAAGGCAGUUCCUUUUUUCGACGAAGUUACUCGGUGGUGUUUGAGCUGACGUGGGGAGAAGUUCGAGAUGCCAGAAAAGAGCAGAUAAACAAACAGCCAGCGGAUUAAUCAACUGAGCGACUGUCCGAACGGGGGCUAACCAGGGGACACGGGGGAAAUGUCAACGAGACCAAUUCGUCGCUAGAGUUUUGGACCCAAGAAUGGCUCAAAUAAUUUUCUAACGUUGUUGUUUACCCUCAUGCCAAGUGCCAGCAGUGGCACAAGGAAGAAAAAUACCACGCGAGGAGAGAUUUUUUUUCCAAUGUGUUCCUGUCCAGCUUGUCAAGAUAUAACAGUUCUGUCAAUAUGAAACUUGACAUGAUUUGACUGUAUGCUUCACCAGUUACAAACGAAAUAGUUUGCUAUAUCCCAUUGAAAACAGUACAAGAUAGUACAAACACUGCGUGGAUAUAGUAAACCCACAAGGAGAAAAUACAUGAAUUCUGAAAUGUCCCCUGGUGUCAGAAGUGGGAUAGCCAUGGCCCACCAUUCGACGCCCAGUUCCCAGAAGGCCCUGAUGAUGGAGCUGAAGUCCCUGCAGGAGCAGCCAGUGGAGGGCUUCCGCAUCGGCCUGGUGGAGGAGUCGGACCUUUACAACUGGGAGGUGGCCAUCUUUGGACCCCCCAACACACUGUACGAGGGAGGCUACUUUAAGUCUCACAUCAAGUUCCCCAUCGACUACCCCUACUCCCCGCCGACCUUCCGUUUUCUCACCAAGAUGUGGCAUCCCAACAUCUACGAGAAUGGCGACGUGUGCAUCUCCAUCCUCCACCCUCCCGUUGAUGACCCCCAGAGCGGGGAGCUCCCCUCAGAGAGGUGGAACCCCACCCAGAACGUCAGGACCAUCUUGUUGAGUGUGAUCUCUCUGCUGAACGAGCCCAACACAUUCUCACCGGCCAACGUGGACGCCUCCGUUAUGUUCCGCAAGUGGAGGGACAGCAAGGGCAAGGACAAGGAAUACGCUGAAAUUAUCAGGAAGCAGGUGGUGUCCACGGUGGCAGAGGCGGAGCGCGACGGUGUCAAGGUUCCCACUACGCUGGCUGAGUACUGUGUCCAGACCCGGGUUCCCUCCCAAGACAGCAGCUCAGACCUGCUCUACGAUGACCUCUAUGAUGAUGAUAUGGAGGAGGAGGAAGAGGAGGAUGAAGAUGAGGAGGAGAGCGACAUGGAGGCAGGGGGGACUAGUGGAGGAGAAGAAGGGGUCACUACUGGCUGCUAUGACGACGACCAGGAGGAUUCUGGGAACGAGGACUCUUGAUGAUGACGAAUGCCCCAAAUCGACGCACCACUCCCUGCCACAUCCGAUCCUAGCUCCCUCCUGAUCCUGUUAAGCCUGGAUCAUCCCCUAAAACAAAUACAUGUGUCUGGUGCAUUGAUAGUAAAUUAAUAACUGGACAAAUUAGUGGAAUUCCAAUUACAGGCGUGGUCGACCACAAAAUAAAACUAAAAUAUCUCCGCGAAUAUAAUUUGUAUAGUUAAGAGCAGUCGGAAAUGUCUUAAUUUGUCCUUUGAUAUUUGACUUGACCGCAUGGUUUUGGUUUCCGUAUUCGAUGGUCACAUAGUCAAAGCCUGCCUCCCUGGUCUGAUGGAUUGAUAGAAAGCAGACAGUUGAUGAUGAACACAAACAAACAAACAGCCGAGCCCACAGGAGUUUGUUUUGUUGCGAGAUGUGCAGAUAAUAUCUGCUUUUUGGAGAGGAUCAAGUGUAGUAUCUGUUCAUAUCAGUUUAAUAUCCAAAUGGAAUUUAUGAACGGGGAGUCGGAAAAGGGGCUUGCUCCAUGUAACGACCCAGUAUUGCAGUGCAUCUGGGAACGGAGCACACAAAAAAAGAUGCAGCUGAAUGGAAUGUGUGCUACUGCGGUUGCUAUUGUUUCUGUUCAACUGUGCGUUUUAUCAUGUCACUAGACGCAUUUGCUUUAAGUACGUUCCGGGCUUAAGUCUUUAAUUUUCUAACCAAAUUCUCAGAACCCAGACACCUCUUGGCCCCUUCACACCCUGGUAGUCUUUCAUAUUCAAGUGUAAGCUGGUUGGCUUUCUUUCUGUGUGGAUGGCUGAAUUUUGGUAUUUUUGUUAGCCUGGCAGGCUGUCUUGCUCAGUCAAUGUGCCCCACUUUCCGUCUCUGGCUUGUCUCACCCUCGUUGCCAGCCAGCCUCAGUCGUUAUGUCCGUUUGACAAACACACAAAUCUACAGACAAACUGCCCUGACUGACCCCACACCUCCUUUCACCUCUGACCUCUCCAGAGCUGGGGUGUGUUCAUUAGGAACCAAAUGGCAGAAAACUGACAAACGGGGAAGGACUACCACCUGUUUUUGUUUUCUGUUGCAAAACAGUUUGCUACGGUGUUCCCUAAUGAGUACGACCCUGUAUAGGGCACUAGGAGGAAGUGCUGUCUCGAACAUAGAACCAAAGGAGUUCAUUCUCCUCUCCCGCCCGCCCUCCCUCUCCAUCCAUUCUUUCCCUGCCUCCAAACCUCAGGGCCUCCAUAGACUCUCACUGGGAGAAAACCGGGGAUGUAGUGGAGGACAAACGCACCUUAACACCGUCUACACACCUAUAUGUUGUGAAAAGUGUUCCUGCGCCUAUUACGCUAAAUUAGCGUAGUAAGCGUCCGCUUCAUUCAUUCAGCGUUUACCCACCUUAUUUCUUUACUACUACAUCCCUGGAGAGAGCUCACACACAAACUGCUCCUCAGCUUGAGCUUGGUAUUGUUUUAAUGUGUGUUUUUUGCGGGGGGGGGGGGGUGUUUUAGAGAGGAAACUUCAAAUCUCCAACAACACCAUUGGUCCCCAUGUCUCCUACCUUUUUCCCCUCCAACCUCUGUGAGUUAGUCAGAGGAGGCUGGUGGGAGGAGCUAUAGGAGGAUGGGCUCAUUGUAAUUGCUGCAAUGGGAUAAAUGGACCGGAGUCAAACAUGUGGUUUCCAUAUGUUUGAUGUGUUUGGAGAAGCUAUAGAGCCCGUACUCUAUAGCUUCUCCCACAAGCCUCCUCUGGAUUCAGUGUGUUCUCUUUUUUUUUUUUUUCAUCGCCACCCAUUUCUGUGUGUUGCCCUCUUCUAUUGGCCAUGCUUCACAAAACUACACCAGAAAAGGCUUCUCAUCAUACAUGCUUGAUAUGCUUUCUUGGAAUUGGCGCAAACUCCUGGAAUUCCAGUAAGCAAGCCAGGUUAGGUGGUCAAAAUGGAAAGUGAAGUUGAAUGAGUGGAAUUCUGUAUUUUAAUCAACUAUUUACACAUGCCAAGAGGCAUUAGCCAUUGUUUGUUAGUUAGCACAUAUAGCUAAAAGAGCACAUUUAGUUGUCCUCAACAUAUAUCAGCUAAGCUAUGACUUGAGCACAUGCCACAUUGGUGAUUCAGAGCUACAUGGGCACUAUUGCAUUUUGUGUGAAAAAGGAUGUUUCUUGAAACUCUGUUGCAAAUACUUUGGCUAAAGAACAGCAUAGGCCCUAAGUAGUAAUGCUGAAGUUGUGUAAGUGGGGCAAAGUUAGUCAGGCCAACCCAUCAACUGUGCUCAUUAGGCCUGCAGUUUUCACAUGGGUGUGUGUGUGUUUUACCAUUACCUGUUUAAUGGAACACAGGACCUGUUACACCUUUCACUCACAUGGAGGUGCUGGCCUGGAUUGUAUGCCAAGGAGAUUACGUUUCAUCACCACUUCCAGUGACGCUACAAUCAAUCAGUUAUAGAUAGGUGUGGAGUAUUCAUUUUCUGUUUGUAAGAGGGAGAGACUUGACUUCUGUCUGAGGAAGACUAACAUAAUCAAAAUGAGAACUUUUCUCCUACCUUGCUCUGUUGAACUGGGGCUGGCGUCAAGUCAAAAAUGAGUUGACCGAUGGAUCACAAAUGGAUUGUUCUUCUCAGCCACUGGAUGUUUAGGGAUGUGAUGUCAACGACCUGGGUGAGCCAUGUCUCAAUACUCUAAAACGACUUCCUCUCUUCACCCCCUUUUCUUCAUGAUCACUGAUCGGUGAAAGGAGUGGAUACAUUUCCACCAUAUUGCUUUUUCCCCCCAACCUGCCAUGCUAUUUCAGAUCUGUGGUAAUGAAGAGGGAAGGAAGCCAUUGAAGAGUCUUGAGAUGCAGCCGGGGGUACUGUCUCAUGCUCACUGACAUUUGCCUCCUGUAUUAACUAGUAGGAGACUGUUGGAACAGUGUUUACCUGGUCGAAAUGACACUCGACUAGAAGGACCACAUGCUAAGCUGUCAGACUCAGUGUUGCAAAGGUGGAGAGCAGUGGACAAUUUUUCUCAUGUAUUGUGUGGGUGAGUGUGUAUUUUAAAGAUGUUUUUUUUUAAAGGAGAUUUUCCCUCAGGCUGAAAAUGGUCUCGUUUGGACAAAAAACGACUGUGCCCACAGCCAGUGAUGUGGACAAUGCUGUCCUCCUUUUUUCAUAAUUUUCUCUACCUUUUGUGUUCUGAGGAUGCAAAUGUCACCUAUAAAAUGUAUAUUAUAAAAUGUUGAAUGGACAGGAUUGUCUGAAAUGUCUUCAAAUGUUCAUUUAUUAUCUGUUGUGAAUGAUGCCAUUUGUUUCUUAGAAAGCAUUAGCUGCUGUACUUUGACAUGGGAAAACUGGGAAUGAUAAAUUGUUUUUCAAAGCAGGUAGUAACUGUUGGGCCCUGUUUGAGUAGUUUUCAAAUGCGUCUUUCCUUGAACCAUAACUGAAUCAUCACAAUUGUGUAGGUGAAAACUGGGGUUACCCUACAUACUAAAACACUGAUCUGACAUGAGAUUGUAUCAUCUUGAAAGUAUCCAAACACUGCCCCAGUUUCUCAUUGAAUUUACCACACAACUGUGCAACACAAUCCUCCCGCCCUUUUUAAUAAAAGUCCUAAUUAAAAUGGUAUGAACCAUUGGGCUAUGCAAUUAUGGAAAGGAAGCUCGAAGAGGGAAAGUGUCAGUGUAGCAAAAUUAAAUACGUUUAAACUCCAACUUUUUGUCCAACUUUCAAAGGACACACAGUUUAACUGAAAAUUAAUUUAAGGUGAAAUCAACCAUGUCCUUUUGCAUUCUCGAGAACAUGUUGAUGAAGCCAUUGGAACUGUUAGGUCUGAGGACUUGAAUUGGCUCACUGCUCUUGACUAUUCUCAAAUACGUUUACCACAGGAGUGCACAUGUCCCCAAUGGAUGUAAAGACCUGCUCAUUUUAAUUUAAAUAUGAAUCAAGAUUCAUUAUCGUCAACGUCAAAAGUACCUUCAUCUGAUUUCUCAAGCAUGAAAUGAGCCACCGGCUGAAUGAUGCCCUGGCUGGCCUGAGACUUAACUGGUGCACCUCCUGUGAAAUACAACUUUUUGUCUCCACCUAGUGUUGAUAUUUGUUGCUGGAGCACAUCUUGCUGUCAGUGGAGUUGGUAACUACUGCUGACAUUGAGAUCAUAAACCUAAAUCACCAUUUUACUGUGUAUUUUCCAUAAAUAUCUCAGGAGUAAAGCUGGAAGAUUGGAGUCACACAAGUUAUGUAAUAAAGGUCAAUUUUUGAA
Salvelinus namaycush (lake trout) is the source of this 5672-nucleotide messenger RNA. RefSeq names its product ubiquitin-conjugating enzyme E2 R2-like. NCBI's taxonomy places the organism in Eukaryota, Metazoa, Chordata, Actinopteri, Salmoniformes, Salmonidae. Gene Ontology annotation, molecular function: ubiquitin conjugating enzyme activity. Gene Ontology annotation, biological process: ubiquitin-dependent protein catabolic process; protein polyubiquitination. The record is from RefSeq and is a predicted model, not a curated record. The transcript has 6 exons. Bases 639 to 1460 code for a protein of 273 amino acids.